GUUGGCAGCACUUGAUAAUUUACAGUUAAAAUCCAUUUCAAAGCAUGCCGCCGUCUGCAAAACGUUGAUAUUUCUGAAAAUUUCGAACAAACCAAGCGAAAUGGAGACUGGUGGGAAAUUGAGCUAUGUGAAGAAAGUGAUCCACUCGCUGGUGGUGUCCUGUCCAGCACGGAUGACCAUCGAGCAGCUGAGCCGCGACUAUCGCAGCGAGGAGGGCUGCUAUGUGCCUUAUAGCGCGCUGGGAUUCCGCGACAUCGAAAGCUUCCUUCGGUCCAUAUCGGACACCGUUGUGGUACAUGGUUACGGACCCACGGCCAAUGUGGUGGCGGUGACCACCGCGAAAUCGGCGCACAUACAAAACUUGGUCCAGUGCCAGAAGAAGCCCAGCAGGCGUUAUCGGGACAAGUUAAAGCCAAGGUUUUUCUACCAAUCGGAGCAAUCGGAUCUGCGCUUUAUAAACGAAAGCAUCCGGAACAUGAAGCAACUGCAGCAACGGCAACAGCAGCAAAGACAACAACAGCAGCCGCAGCCGCAAAGGCGAUACCAGCGGCCUGUCCACCAAAUACCAGUCUCCUAUCCCAACUACAGUCUUUUGAACAGACCCCCGCCAGUGCUCUAUCCCAAUAUAAACGCCCUUAUCUGCGCCGGACAGCAGCAGCAGCAGGUGCCCUAUACUAUCCCACCGAUGUGGUAUAACCAAAUGCUUGCGAUGCUGACACCGUUUCCCUAUCCCUAUCCGCAGAACGUUCCGAUGUUCCCAAAUAUUGCACCGCUCCUCCAGAGUCAAAAUCUUCCAAGAUCCGAGGUACGGAACUUUCAAAAUCCUCAACCACAGGCAAAUCCUCUGCCGGAAAAACCAGAAAUCAAGAUCAAUGAAGUAGUGGAAUCCUUCAAGAAACUGUCGACUACGGAGGAUACGGCUCCCACUGGAUUUAUAGAUCCGCUGGAUAAUGAACCAUACAUAUCUGAAGGCGAUGACUGGGUUAAGGAUGACUCCAGUUCAGAGGAUGGAGAGUGGUCACCGCCGCCGCCAAAUGAUGAGAGGUCCGAACUGGCCAGCCCCAUUGAUGAAGCAGUGGAGCUCGAACUGGAGGAAGUUUCCCAAAGCGAAACCAAGCGGCGGGAACCCUUGCCUACAAUUCCGGAAAAUAUAGAUGAAGCUCAGCAGCAGAAUAAUCCCUUCUAUGAGUCCUCGAAUGAGGAAAACCCCGAUCUUCAGCCUGUGCCCAGCCAGCCUCAACGUUUUAUGAAUCCUUUUAUAGACUACGAAUCCUCUGAUGACGGGAGCGAUGAAAAUGCCAUUCCAGCCGAUGCAAUUGACGAUCGAGUUCUAGGUGUUGACUACCCCAAGGAGUGCGUACGUUCCGAUUUCAAGCUGCCAGUUCUCGAGGCCUCAGCCAUGUUUGAGAUAGGCCAGCGCAUCGAGGUUCAGUUGGUGCGGGUAGAGCACCCGCACAGCUUCAAAUUUUGGAUAUACAACGAAAAGUACGAGGACUACAAUGCCAUGUACCAAAAUAUGCAAUUCUGUUACGAGAAUCAGUUUCCGGACAAGUACAAAAUGCCAUUGUCCCUGAUCACCACAGAUCAUAUCUGCGCAGUGCGCUCCAGCAAAAGUGGGGCUUGGGAACGAGCCCAAGUGAUAAGACAUCAGCCCGGUAACUCCAGCAAGAUUGUCGAGGUGCAGCUGGUCGAUACCGGGGACGUGAUGUGUGUGAGCCACAUGUAUGUUAGGCAUUUGCUUAAGGAGUUUGCCACUCUGCCGGCGCAAUGCUUAAAUGGCCGCCUGGCUUAUAUUACGCCCUGGAAGGGUCCCGGCUGGUCAGCCGACGCGGUUAAGUACUUCUUUAGGUUGGUUUCCUUUCGCCGUCUCUACGCUAAGAUCGAGGACAUUAAGGAUAACUUUGCCUGUAUGGUGCUGGUAGAUCCGAAUACCACGCCGAAUCUGAACAAGGCCCUCGUUGACUCUGGUUGGGUGCGUCGCUGUUACACAACCUAGACCUAAACUUAUAGAAAAUUCGUUAAAAUGGACAUGGAAUGUCACAGUUUGUUAUUAAGUUCUUCAACUACAAAUUACGUUAUUAUCGCCCAGAUAUCUUUGAUUUACGGACCUCAACAAAUUAAAACUCAUUUUUGUAUUAUUUUUAAGGCAAA
This is a messenger RNA of Drosophila kikkawai, 2151 nucleotides long. RefSeq names its product tejas (gene tej). The record is from RefSeq and is a predicted model, not a curated record. Lineage: Eukaryota; Metazoa; Arthropoda; Insecta; Diptera; Drosophilidae.